AUGGCUCUGGCUGAGCGUCUGGCUCUGGAGCUGUGGGAUUGGGAGAGGAAUGAAGAGCUAGAGGAGGAGGAAGAUAAGAUGAGGACGGGGAUGAAAAGGAAAAGGCCUGGGUCCCCCGACGUGCUGCACCAGCAGCAGCGGAACGACACCGGCCUCGGGGACGACCACGGGGACGUGGUGCAGCGGAACGACACCGGCCUCGGGGACGACCACGGGGACGUGGUGCAGCGGAACGACACCGGCCUCGGGGACGACCACGGGGACGUGGUGCAGCGGAACGACACCGGCCGCGCGGACGACCACGGGGACGUGGUGCAGCGGAACGACACCGGCCUCGGGGACGACCACGGGGACGUGGUGCAGCGGAACGACACCGGCCUCGGGGACGACCACGGGGACAUGGUGCAGCGGAACGACACCGGCCUCGGGGACGACCACGGGGACGUGGUGCAGCGGAACGACACCGGCCUCGGGGACGACCACGGGGACGUGGUGCAGCGGAACGACACCGGCCUCGGGGGCGACCACGGGGACGUGGUGCAGCCGGAACGACACCGGCCUCGGGGACGACCACGGGGCGUGCGGAACGACACCGGCCUCGGGGACGACCACGGGACGUGGUGCAGCGGAACGACACCGGCCUCGGGGGACGACCACGGGGACGUGGUGCAGCGGAACGACACCGGCCUCGGGGGCGACAACGGGGGCGUGGUGCAGCGGAACGACACCGGCCUCGGGGACGACCACGGGGACGUGGUGCAGCGGAACGACACCGGCCUCGGGGACGACCACGGGGACGUGGUGCAGCGGAACGACACCGGCCUCGGGGACGACCACGGGGACGUGGUGCAGCGGAACGACACCGGCCUCGGGGACGACCACGGGGACAUGGUGCAGCGGAACGACACCGGCCUCGGGGACGUGGUGCAGCGGAACGACACCGGCCUCGGGGACGACCACGGGGACGUGGUGCAGCGGAACGACACCGGCCUCGGGGACGACCACGGGGACGUGGUGCAGCGGAACGACACCGGCCUCGGGGACGACCACGGGGACGUGGUGCAGCGGAACGACACCGGCCUCGGGGACGACCACGGGGACAUGGUGCAGCGGAACGACACCGGCCUCGGGGACGACCACGGGGACGUGGUGCAGCGGAACGACACCGGCCGCGCGGACGACCACGGGGACGUGGUGCAGCGGAACGACACCGGCCUCGGGGACGACCACGGGACAACGACACCGGCCUCGGGGGACGACCACGGGGACGUGGUGCAGCGGAACGACACCGGCCUCGGGGACGACCACGGGGACGUGGUGCAGCGGAACGACACCGGCCUCGGGGGCGACCACGGGGACGUGGUGCAGCGGAACGACACCGGCCUCGGGGACGACCACGGGGACGUGGUGCAGCGGAACGACACCGGCCUCGGGGGCGACCACGGGGGCGUGGUGCAGCGGAACGACACCGGCCUCGGGGACGACCACGGGGCGUGGUGCAGCGGAACGACACCGGCCUCGGGGGCGACAACGGGGACGUGGUGCAGCGGAACGACACCGGCCUCGGGGGACGACCACGGGGACGUGGUGCAGCGGAACGACACCGGCCUCGGGGACGACCACGGGGACGUGGUGCAGCGGAACGACACCGGCCUCGGGGACGACCACGGGGACGUGGUGCAGCGGAACGACACCGGCCUCGGGGACGACCACGGGGACAUGGUGCAGCGGAACGACACCGGCCUCGGGGACGACCACGGGGACGUGGUGCAGCGGAACGACACCGGCCUCGGGGACGACCACAGGGACGUGGUGCAGCGGAACGACACCGGCCUCGGGGACGACCACGGGGACGUGGUGCAGCGGAACGACACCGGCCUCGGGGGACGACCACGGGAGCGUGGUGCAGCGGAACGACACCGGCCUCGGGGGACGACCACGGGGACGUGGUGCAGCGGAACGACACCGGCCUCGGGGACGACCACGGGGACAUGGUGCAGCGGAACGACACCGGCCUCGGGGACGACCACGGGGACGUGGUGCAGCGGAACGACACCGGCCUCGGGGACGACCACAGGGACGUGGUGCGGGUCGGUCAGGGCCAGUUGCAGCUGCUGUAGUUGCGGCAGCGUCGGACAGGCAGUUCCUGCUGUCUCCAUUUAG
This is a messenger RNA of Salmo salar (Atlantic salmon), 2163 nucleotides long. The record is from RefSeq and is a predicted model, not a curated record. NCBI's taxonomy places the organism in Eukaryota, Metazoa, Chordata, Actinopteri, Salmoniformes, Salmonidae.